This is a messenger RNA of Lolium rigidum, 959 nucleotides long. RefSeq lists its product as uncharacterized. The transcript is spliced from 3 exons. The coding region runs from base 10 to 597 and encodes 195 amino acids. The record is from RefSeq and is a predicted model, not a curated record. NCBI's taxonomy places the organism in Eukaryota, Viridiplantae, Streptophyta, Magnoliopsida, Poales, Poaceae.
UCCCAUGGCAUGCGGGCCCUAGCGUCGUCUUCCUUCUCCGUCUUGCUCCCGGUCGCGUAUCGACUCUUCCCACUAUCCCCAGCCAUGGCUCGCCUCCUCGCGCGGACCCUAACCCUGGCUCCUCCGCGGUCCUCCCUGCGCCCCCUCCGCGUCCGCGGGCUCUCGGCCAAGGUGGAGCUGAUCGAGAUCGACCUGUCCGAGGAAUCCGCCUCCUCAUCCUCCUCCUCCGGCGCCGCGGACGAGCCGAUGGGGAUGCGGCGCCUCAACGACGCCAUCCACGGCGUCAUAGUGCGCCGGGCCGCUCCGGAGUGGCUCCCCUUCGUGCCGGGAGGGUCGUACUGGGUGCCGCAGAUGCGGCGCCCGCUCGGGGUGUCCGAUCUCGUCGGCACCGUCGCCUACAGCGCCAGCGGCGCCGUGGAUACGUCGGCCAUGGCCAGGGCCGCCGUGGAUAGGGCUACGCUGACCAAGGACGAGGCCAUGUGCUUCACCACGCCGCGGGGAUGGCCGUCAGAGGCCUACUUCGUCGAAGGGAAACUUUGGCAUCCGGUGAAGAGGUCAAGGAAAGAUGCUACUCAAACUGAUGAUGAGGAUAGCUAAUUUGCCCUUGCAACCCUACCUGGAGUCCACCAGGUCCACACUGGAAGGCUCAGCUUGGAGAAGUAAACCUCUGCUGAUGGGCUCGUGGAUGUACAUAUAGACGAUAUAGACAGCCAGGGAUCCCAGUGAUAAUAACGAGCCGCCUCAUCACCCGCCUCUUCGUCUGUAGAUCAUGCGAGCUUAAGAUGAAUAUGAUUUUGUAUUUCGCACAGCCGUGUGUCUGUGCCCUUGACUGCUCUCUGAGCUGUAGUGUAUGAUGUACCAACUAGUCUGUGGGUUGUUUUCCACUUGUACGAAUACCUAUCGGCUCUUCGGGUUGUCAGUGUCAAUGGGUAAUAUCAAUAUGGAUAUUUUACUGAACA